This is a messenger RNA of Daucus carota subsp. sativus, 2205 nucleotides long. RefSeq lists its product as uncharacterized. Gene Ontology annotation, biological process: pyrimidine nucleobase biosynthetic process; CTP biosynthetic process. Gene Ontology annotation, molecular function: CTP synthase activity; identical protein binding. The coding region runs from base 83 to 1888 and encodes 601 amino acids. The transcript has 22 exons. The record is from RefSeq and is a predicted model, not a curated record. Lineage: Eukaryota; Viridiplantae; Streptophyta; Magnoliopsida; Apiales; Apiaceae.
CUCCUCCACGUAAACAAACUAUCUACUUAAGUAGUUGCAGACUUACAGCCAGUUUACUCCCCCUGACUAAACAACCUACCCUAUGCUCUCCCGCUUAGUGCCUAAGCCCAGCACAUUGCGCACGCUCAAUCUCGCCCGAAAAUUAAUCUCAACUCGAUCAUUUUCACUCACUACAGCUUCGCAAAAGCAGGAUAGCAACAUGAAAUACGUCGUCGUAACGGGCGGAGUAGUGAGUGGACUCGGCAAGGGCGUUACUGCUAGUAGCAUCGGCGUCGUUCUCAAAGCCUGUGGCCUUCGUGUCACUUCUAUCAAAAUCGAUCCGUAUUUGAACACAGACGCUGGUACAAUGUCUCCGUUUGAGCAUGGGGAGGUUUUCGUUCUUGAUGAUGGUGGAGAGGUUGAUCUGGACUUGGGUAACUAUGAACGUUUUUUGGAUGUGAGACUGACAAGAGACAAUAACAUUACUACUGGAAAGAUCUAUCAGUCGGUCCUUGACAAGGAACGGAGAGGCGAUUAUCUUGGGAAAACUGUCCAGGUAGUCCCACAUAUUACGGAUGCAAUAAAGAAUUGGAUUGAGUCUGUGUCUGUUAUUCCUGUGGAUGGAAAAGAGGGCCCAGCUGAUGUUUGUGUCAUAGAAUUGGGAGGCACCGUAGGUGACAUUGAAUCAAUGCCCUUUAUAGAAGCUUUGCGGCAACUAUACUUCUCUCUGGGACAAGAUAAUUUCUGCCUCAUUCAUGUGAGCUUAAUACCUGUAUUGGGUGUUGUGGGAGAGCAAAAAACAAAACCUACACAACACAGUGUGCGGGAACUAAGAGCACUUGGCUUGACCCCUCAUUUUCUGGCAUGUCGUUCUGCAGAGCCAUUACUGGAGGGCACAAAGCAAAAACUUUCGCAAUUUUGCCAUGUUUCUAUAGGCAACAUACUUAAUAUCCAUGACGUUCCAAACAUUUGGCACAUCCCUCUCUUACUUCAGAACCAGAAUGCUCAUGAUGCCAUUUUAAAGCAGUUGGACCUAAUUAAUGUAGCUACUCCACCUAAUUUACAGGAAUGGAAUAACAGAGCUCAGAAAUUUGAUGACCUCAAAGAUUCUGUAAGGAUCGCGAUGGUUGGGAAAUAUGUUGGCCUAACAGAUUCCUAUUUGUCUGUUGUGAAGGCACUUCUUCAUGCCUGCAUUUCUUGUUCGUUGAAGCCAGCAGUUGAUUGGAUUGCUGCUUCUGACCUUGAAGAUGAUAGUGCCAAAUUGACUCCAGAACUUCAUGCUGCAGCAUGGAAGACUCUAAAGAGUGCAGCGUGUGUCUUGGUUCCUGGUGGAUUUGGAGACCGCGGGGUAAAGGGAAUGAUAUUGGCUGCUAAUUAUGCCAGAGUGAAUAAAGUUCCAUAUUUAGGGAUCUGCUUAGGCAUGCAGAUUUCUGUAAUUGAGUUUGCACGAUCUGUCUUGGGUUUGAAAAGGGCAAACAGUUCGGAAUUUGAUGCGCAGACACCUGAUCCAGUCAUAAUUUUUAUGCCAGAGGGUUCAAGAACACACAUGGGAAGUACAAUGAGACUUGGUGCUCGAAGAACGUUAUUCCAGACCUCUGACUGCAUCACCGCAAAGCUGUAUCACAAUCAAAAGUUUGUGGACGAGCGACAUCGGCAUAGAUACGAGGUAAAUCCAGAGGUGGUUGGCAUGUUAGAAGAAGCUGGCUUAAAAUUUGUAGGGAAGGAUGAAAGUGGUCAGCGAAUGGAGAUUGUAGAGCUCCCCGAUCAUCCAUUCUAUGUGGGAGUGCAAUUUCAUCCAGAGUUUAAGUCACGACCUGGAAAGCCUUCAGCUCCAUUUCUAGGUCUUAUACUGGCUGCAACAGGACAGUUAGGGGCUUAUCUCAGUGAACAACAGAAUGGGAGUCUAUAAGCAACUGCAAAAGUUCAUUGCUCAAUGUGUGACAAGGUACUUUAGUUUGUUAGGAGAGCCUAAGUUCCAAGGUCCUUCGCCUGCUUAAAAUACUGUAGUCAGUUCCUCCUUGUCCUGCUGUUCGUCUAUGUUGUUUGGACCUUGCAAGGAUAGGCGCUACAAAGUUGGAUCCUUCUUUCUUAUUGAUAUUUCUUGGUUUGACAAGGUCUUAAGCUCUCAUUGUCACUUGCAGUGUAACAUGGUCAUCCUUAAAGAUAAAUCCAAACAAAUGUACUUAAUUUGCAUCAUCAAUCAUGUAUACUUUUAUUUAGCCAGUA